Messenger RNA from Aspergillus fijiensis CBS 313.89, 1025 nucleotides. RefSeq lists its product as uncharacterized. The coding region runs from base 1 to 1020 and encodes 339 amino acids. Gene Ontology annotation, molecular function: transmembrane transporter activity. NCBI's taxonomy places the organism in Eukaryota, Fungi, Ascomycota, Eurotiomycetes, Eurotiales, Aspergillaceae. The record is from RefSeq and is a predicted model, not a curated record. Gene Ontology annotation, biological process: transmembrane transport. The transcript is spliced from 3 exons.
AUGGCUGGGUUUGCGGGCACCGCACUGGACCUGGCGAAUCAGUUGGCCCAGAAAGAGGAGACCCAGAACUGGGACAAGGCGGUUAUAGAAGUCACAUACACCUUGUCCGCCUCCAUCGCCGGUAUCGCCUACGGACCGCUCCUGAUCAACCCCCUUGCCCAUGCCUUCGGUCGAACCGCGAUCAUCUUCUGGUGUCUUUUCUUCGCCAUGGCAUGCGCCAUCUGGUCCGCCAACAUGACCGGCCGAGGCGACUAUGAACGCUUCGUGGCGUCGCGUCUCCUCUCACAGAGACGUAUCGCAUGGCUACCCUUCCGGAUCGGCCUCUCCCCCAUCGGCCUGAUGAUCGGUCUGUUCCAAUUCGCCUCCUUCGGCUGGUUCGUGGCGACCCACAGUCUCAUCACCGUCUGGCUCGAGAAGCCCGUGACCGUCGGCGGAUGGGGGUUUACCGCUCAACGGAAUGCCUUCUUCAUCUUCUCCCUGUGGGCCGGUCUCCUCACCGCCGAACUCUGGGGCUACCUGUGCAACGACCGCAUCGCGCUCUGGGUCUGCUGCACCCGGAACAAGGGGGUCUGGAAGCCCGAGUGCCGGCUCCACACGCUCUGGAUCCCUUCUCUCAUCCUUCUUCCCAUCGGCCUGGGCAUCAUCGGCGCCGCCCUGCAGUACCACCUGCACUACAUGGUGCUGGCGCUGGGCGCCUACCUCAUCACGUUCGCCUCGAUGAGCUCCGUGCCUGUCGCGGUGACGUACGCGAUCGAGUGCGUCGCCGCGCAGCCCACCGAGGUGGCCGCCUUCAUGGGCGCCUAUCGCCUCUCCCUGGGGCUGGUGAUCCCCUUCUUCAUCGAUCAGUGGGUGGCGCGCGUGGGCUUCGGUUGGGUCUAUGGGAUGAUGGCCUUCUUUUCGAUCUUCGCUUUCACCUUCGUCGUGGGACUGAUGGGCUUCGGGGAACGACUGCGCGAGCGCACGCUGCGCGGCUUGGCUGCGCGGGAGAUUGGGAGGAAGAUUGUUGAUGAUUUGGACUAAGAAGG